Messenger RNA from Platichthys flesus (European flounder), 5329 nucleotides. RefSeq names its product RAB27B, member RAS oncogene family (gene rab27b). Gene Ontology annotation, biological process: positive regulation of exocytosis; melanosome transport. Gene Ontology annotation, cellular component: melanosome; secretory granule. Bases 1216 to 1872 code for a protein of 218 amino acids. The record is from RefSeq and is a predicted model, not a curated record. Gene Ontology annotation, molecular function: GTPase activity; GTP binding. NCBI's taxonomy places the organism in Eukaryota, Metazoa, Chordata, Actinopteri, Pleuronectiformes, Pleuronectidae. The transcript is spliced from 6 exons.
UACAUUUAUUGUGUAUUUGUCUUAUUCUCAUUCUUGUAGGAUUACCACACUCGUCUUAGUGCAUAUUGAUUUUCUCUGAUGUAUAGAAAGGCUCACUCUGCGGUUUCCUCCAGGAUUGUGUGGUAGUGUGUUGAAAUACUCUUUAAAUAUUAAUAUCAUGAGAUGAUGCUGUACUUUGUUGGUUCUGUGCUCUUUUCUGUUUUUCUUUAAUUCGUUUUUUUAUGUUCUUUUUUGUCUAUUAUACGUCGUUUUUCUGUUUGUGUGCGUUUCUAAAAGUUGAAUAAGCACAUUUAUCAUCACCUGUUGAACAAAGUGAAUCAGGAGGAAACCCUGCAGGCGUUAGGACCCCGUGACGUCACAGCUCUAACACAGUUUUAAGUGGAGUCGCCAUACACAAACGAUGCUGCCUUCAGGUGCUGCAGGAAUCAUCAGCUUCACAUUUCAAAAGUGUGGUUUCCUCAAAUUUUGGUCAAUUAUCAAAUAUAUUCAAAGCACGAUGGACUAAAAUGCCCCUACAUCCAUCACUAUUGUGUUUCAUCUAAAUAGUACAAAUUGUUGUUUUCUUUACCUUAGUAUGGCCCCUUUAUACUUAAACACUUUAUAUUUUAACACACUUCAAUAGCCUCCGGGCUAUUAAAAUACUUUAUAUUAACAUCAGGAGCGGCUCCUCUCUACGGAGGCAGCCAUGUUCUUUACAGUAGCUCAGACUGGACAAACUAAACCUUUUGAGCUUUGACGACUGAAGCAACCACAGGUUCUCCGUCAUGUCUGGAAGGGGAGGGGGAGGUGAGGGGUGUUCAGCUGCAACACGACACUUCACCACUAGAUGUCACUAAACUCCCCACACUGAACCUUUAAACAUCAGCGCCACUCUGAUAAAUCCGACGCGAUGAGCAGUCCCUGAACGCGGCAGGAGUCCACCCUGGAGGAAGCUGCAGAUCUUCAUCCUCACACCCGCCGGACGCUGAGCUGAGCCCGGACACUCCUCACGCUGCUGCCCGCUGUCAGACACCCACCCACACCGGGCCGACACGCCGAGCUCCGGGGCCGGGCGGCUGGUCCUCUGCGCCGGGGUUUCCUCUCCAUCAGGACCGUGGGAGACAUGCGACGCCUGGGAGGAGGAGGAGGAGACGCACUGGUCCGGCAGACACCUGAGAGCCGCGUCUGACUUUGUUUCCGUGCCGUCAAACAGAGGUUGAUAUCGUGGUCAUCACUAUGACUGAUGGGGAUUAUGACUACCUGAUAAAACUCCUUGCCCUGGGGGACUCCGGCGUGGGGAAGACCACCUUCCUGUACCGAUACACAGACAACAAGUUCAACCCCAAGUUCAUCACCACAGUCGGCAUCGACUUCAGGGAAAAGAGAGUGGUGUACACGGCGUCCAACCCCAAUGGGACGACCACAGGGAAGACCUUCAAGGUUCACCUCCAGCUAUGGGACACGGCCGGACAGGAGAGGUUCCGCAGCCUGACGACGGCGUUCUUCAGAGACGCCAUGGGCUUCCUGCUGAUGUUCGAUCUCACCAGCCAGCAGAGUUUCCUCAACGUCCGAAACUGGAUGAGUCAGUUACAGGCCAACGCCUACUGUGAGAACCCAGAUAUCGUGCUGGUGGGGAACAAGGCCGACCUGGCCGACCAGCGGGAGGUUCAGGAGAAACAGGCCAAAGAGCUGGCCGACAAAUACGGGAUCCCGUACUUUGAGACGAGCGCAGCCACGGGGGCGGAGGUGGACAAGGCGGUGAUCACGCUGCUGGACCUGGUCAUGAAGAGGAUGGAGCAGUGCGUGGACAAGCCGCCGGUCGAGCCCGCCAACGGCAACGGGGCCACAAAGCUCAGCGAAGCACCGCCCAACGAGAAGAAGUGUGCGUGUUAGGUCAAGAGGCGUUCGAGGAAUCGACCUGUCGGCGCUCGCCCAUCGUCCUCGUCACGUUCCCUCCAUCGUUUACGUUCCUCCGUCAUGGUUGAUUGCAUGUUUCUUUGUCGUCUCUCUAAAACUAACCUUCUUCUUCUUCUUCUUCUUCUGUUCCCCGGUGAACUGUCGCCUCUCUGACCACAAAGCAGUUUAAUCACUGUCACACACAGAAUGUGCCUCGUUUGAAACAAGCAGCUUCACGGUUCACAGGUUUGAACGAUUCAAAUGAGUUCAAACGGUCCUAACUUUAGUUUUUCAGCUUGAAUCUGGUUCAGAGAGAGUUUCCUCUGGUCCGACUGAUUCUUAGUUUUUCCCCUUUUGCACUGUGUUCGAUGCUGUACCCGUAGUUCCCAGAAAUAAGCCCAAGUGUGUCUCUUAGCUUCUGUAGCUAUGUUUAGACAAAAAAUAGCUAAUCCACAACAAACUGUCCAGAUUAUAUUCAGCUGAUAUUCACGUGACACAGAGACAAAGCAGAGUCACGUUUAAAGCCCCCGUAGAGUUUUCAUCUGCGUCUUAUUAGCAAGGUAUUAAGCAGCUAACGUAAUUAGCCACGAACCAGCUAAAGUUCUCACCUUCGUUAGCACUGGCUACGAGCUGCGUGCUAAUAUUAACAAAGGCAGUUGAGAAGGUGUUUGGAGAAGCUAAACCUUUCUUAGUGAAACUUAUGUAACUAAACUUUCAUUAUAAAAGUUUAGCUAACAAAAUUUCAACAUAUAGCUAACAGAAGAUUCUCUUUUAAGAAGUUUAACUAAAAGUUAAAUUAUAAAAGGUAUAGCUAACUACGUUAAAGAUACAAAAGUUUAGUUUUAGAAGUUAACCUAACAAAACUUGAGUAAACACGACGCACACAUCUUUGCUGUUUUUGUUUUGUUCGUAAAGAACUGACGGAUGAUUCUUUAGAAAUAGUAUUUAUUCACGUUUAUACAUGUUGACGCAGCUAAUUCUCCAUCAGACGUCCAUCAUGUGUUGUGGGUGCAGCAUGGUGCAUGUGGAGUUCUGGGAAAAAUCCUGCGUCGUAAGUUAUCGACAGAACUUCACCGGCCAGGAUUCACGUAUUGUUCCAAACAGAUCUACUGCCUCGGCUCUUAAAGCGUUAUUCCUCUUAGGAGCCACAGAAUUCAGCCAUCUUGUUUUCUCUGUGGCUCCAUCGUCACUAUGACUUACGAACAUUUAACUGAAAACAAACCUGCAGCACAGUCUGAACGAUUUCACCUUAUUUCACAGACAGGAAAACAUUUGAGUUAAUUAAAGCUUCACAAGUUGUCAUAUUUCACAUUUAGUUGUUUUUUGUUUUCUUACUCACGUCCAUCGAGAGCAAAUUAUCUCAACUGAAUCCGUCACGUUAGCCCAGAAAUAUAAAAUUUGUUAAGACUUUUUUCGGACUCAACAGUUGAAGUCGUAUUUCGUUGUGCGGCUCCGUCUUGUAUUUGUUUUGUUGUAUAACGAACAAUUUAACAGUUGGUGUGUAGAAACUUCACGAUGCCUGAGCUCAGUGGAAAUCGUUCGUCUUUUAGUCGCUAAAGAGAUGAAAAUUUACCGAAUUUAAUUUGGUUCCGAGAGGAUUUCUUUUGAUUCAAGUGCGACUAGACGCUUUCCCUCAUGUCAAGUGAAACCUUGAUCUGCCUUACUUCAUGAACAAUCUUGAGCCAAGUUGAGUCGCACCGGAAACAACCGAGAUCUUCUGUUCUCAUUGUUGCUUUUCCACCUUUUCGCUCUUUAACUUUAACCAGAAUUUGCCAAACGGCUGAAUGCUAACGUUUACAAUGUUUGGUUAAUUAACGGCACGGUCAUCACCUCAUCGUUACGUAUGUUUAAUCUGUGCCAAACGAAAACGGGCUUCGUUCUGCUUUUCACUCCGAGUAAAAAUCUGCCUUUCGGUUAAACGUGUUUUUCCGUGUGUUGUUAUUUUUUAUUUUAAAGCCAAACAGAGUCAUUUGCCAACAGCUGAUCUCGGUGCCAUAACGACACUAAUGCGUGUCUACGUGUUCAGACAGUGUCUCAGUCUCCACCAGUUAUUUAGCAGCAUUAUUACAAUAAUGUUCUCAGAAACGAUCGUGUCUCUGUAGGUUUGUUGUACAGUUUCAUAAUUUAUGUUAUCAUGAUGUACAGGUUAUGUUUUUUUUCUAUAGUCUAUGCAUUUCUAAACAUUUAACAGAGCACGUUUUGUUUUGUCUCAGUUUUCAUUCACUAAGUAAAUUGAGUUUAUUUAAGACCUGGAACAUUGUGAAAGCUACAAAACAAUUGUUCUAAAAGUUCCACUUUCCUCACCGGUUGAUAACUGUCGGUGGUUCGAUGCCAGGCAGGUAGAGUACAGCCAGUAUCUACAUUCAGAAAACAUCUGCCCCCUGCUGGUGUGAUGAGACAGAACCAGACAGUUUAAAAAAAAAGAUUAGAACCAAGACGAUGAGCUGCAGGAGGGUCAAGCUGCGAGUUCAUUCUGAGUUUAACCUUUAAGAAUACAAACUCCAUCCGUCAUUCAUAGAAACAUACUGAUCAAUUUCAUUAUAAUUAAGUGUCAGUUUCGGAAAUUGUUGAAAAAUCAUCUUUUCUUUGUAAAAUGAAACUUUAAUAAGUUUAAUUUUAAUGAAUCAUUUGCCUUUGAAUGUCAUGUAGCCAAACGUGACAAUUACUUCGGAGGAAUUCAGUAAUUUCAAUGAAUUCAUAUUACAUUAAAGUAAAUAAAACAAGCGUCCGUAAGAAACAUUUAAAAUGAUCAGAUCGAAUAAAGCAACUCGGCACAAACAACUCGAACAUCGACAGAAUCUUUGAAUUUAUGGAAAUGAUCGGUUUUGAUUUUCACCUUUUUAAAAACGUCACAGUUCAAAUUCUCCAAAUGAAAAAAGCUUUUCCAAACCGAUGCCUUUCGAUGGUGACAAUCGUCUGAACCAAGUCUUCAGAUUUUAACCUGAUGCUCUUCUUCUUUAUUUAAAUCACUUUGUUUCUUCUGUAGCAUCGAGCGUCCACGUUUCCCUCGAAGCGUCUCGUUCAUCAACCUCAUUCUGGAAUUCACUUGGAGAGUUUACACAGUUUGAAGAGUCAUGUCGUGCCUGUUAGUAACUGAUCCUCUGUUACGUCUGUGAGCUACUGAAUAUUUUAACGCAUUAUUGAUUAUAGAUUACAAACCAGAGGAGAGCAGAAGUCCGGAUGUUGUUUUUGUGCCCGAUUUAUCAAAACAACUAAUUAAUCCAAGUACUUCUAAGAGCUUUUAUUUUUGAAAAUUCUUUGUGUGUGAAUUCUCUCUGAUGCCUGCGGUUUGUACACGUGUGUUCCGUUGUCGCCGUGCGUAUUGAUGCCUGUGUGUGUUUGUUGGGUUUGUUGCACCGUCAGCAUGUUCGACACCAUGAGAAAGGAAUGACCUGUGAUGUGUUUAGUGUUUCUGAUGUCUGAGCUGCAAAUAAAUCUCUGUGGUUGUUUUUAA